Messenger RNA from Ceratotherium simum simum (southern white rhinoceros), 1982 nucleotides. It is a transcript of the gene SGSH, whose product is annotated as N-sulfoglucosamine sulfohydrolase. Gene Ontology annotation, molecular function: N-sulfoglucosamine sulfohydrolase activity. NCBI's taxonomy places the organism in Eukaryota, Metazoa, Chordata, Mammalia, Perissodactyla, Rhinocerotidae. Gene Ontology annotation, biological process: heparan sulfate proteoglycan catabolic process; glycosaminoglycan catabolic process. The record is from RefSeq and is a predicted model, not a curated record.
UGUCGCCAUGCGCCUAUCCGGGUCUGCUUGCUGGGCGCUGCUGCUGCUGCUGCUGCUGCUGGUGGUAGGGCUCUGCCGCGCGCACCGGGUGUGCCCCCGGAACGUGCUGCUGAUCCUCGCGGAUGAUGGAGGCUUUGAGAGUGGCGCCUACAACAACAGCGCCAUCACCACCCCUCACCUGGAUGCCUUGGCCCGCCGCAGCCUGAUCUUCCGCAAUGCCUUCACCUCAGUCAGCAGCUGCUCUCCCAGCCGCGCCAGCCUCCUCACUGGCCUGCCCCAGCAUCAGAAUGGAAUGUAUGGCCUGCACCAGGGUGUCCACCACUUCAACUCCUUCGACGGAGUACAGAGCCUGCCGCUGCUGCUCCGCCGAGCUGGUGUUCGCACAGGAAUCAUUGGGAAGAAGCAUGUGGGGCCAGAGGCAGUGUACCCGUUUGACUUCGCGUACACGGAGGAGAACAGCUCUGUCCUCCAGGUGGGGCGGAACAUCACCAGAAUUAAGCUGCUGGUCCGGAAAUUCCUGCAGACUCAGGAUGACAGGCCUUUCUUCCUCUAUGUCGCCUUCCAUGACCCCCACCGCUGUGGACACUCCCAGCCCCAGUACGGGACCUUCUGUGAGAAGUUUGGCAACGGGGAGCGUGGCAUGGGGCGUAUCCCAGACUGGACCCCCCAGACUUAUGACCCGCAGGAUGUGCUGGUACCUUACUUUGUCCCUGACACCCCAGCAGCCCGAGCUGACCUGGCUGCUCAGUAUACCACCAUUGGCCGGAUGGACCAAGGGAUUGGACUCGUGCUUGAGGAGCUGCGUGGAGCAGGCGUCCUAAAUGACACCCUGGUGAUCUUCACAUCCGACAACGGGGUCCCCUUCCCCAGCGGCAGGACCAACCUGUACUGGCCGGGCAGUGCUGAACCCUUGCUAGUGUCAUCCCCAGAGCACCCGAAGCGCUGGGGCCAGGUCAGCGAGGCCUAUGUGAGCCUCCUAGAUCUCACGCCCACCAUCUUGGAUUGGUUCUCCAUCCCCUACCCCCACUAUGCCAUCUUUGGCUCGAAGACCGUCCAGCUCACUGGCCGGUCCCUCCUGCCGGCGCUGGAGGUGGAGCCCCUCUGGACCACCGUCUUUGGCAGCCAGAGCCACCACGAGGUCACCAUGUCCUACCCCAUGCGUUCUGUGCAACACCAGAGCUUCCGCCUCGUGCACAACCUCAACUUUAAGAUGCCCUUUCCCAUCGACCAGGACUUCUACGUCUCGCCGACCUUUCAGGACCUCCUGAAUCGCACCAUGGCAGGCCAGCCCACGGGCUGGUACAAGGACCUCCAUCACUACUACUACCGGGAGCGCUGGGAGCUCUAUGACAAGAGCCAGGACCCCCACGAGACCCAGAACCUGGCCACUGACCCGCGCUACGCCCAGGUUCUGGAACUGCUUCAGACCCAACUGGCCAAGUGGCAGUGGGAGACCCACGACCCCUGGGUGUGUGCUCCCGACGGUGUCCUGGAGGAGAAGCUCUCUCCCCAGUGCCGGCCCCUCCACAAUGAGUUGUGAGAGCCCCUGGGGGCACCUGCUCCUCCCUUCCCACACCUGGUCCCUGUGCCCCCGCCUUUUCAGCUGAUGUAGAGGGAGGGGCCAGCCUUGAGGGGGCAGAGACCACAGCCCUUCCCUCUGUAUCCCAUCCCAGGAAGGCUCUCCUUGAUGCUGGUAUCAUUCCUGCCUCUGUCUGGACUGGAGAGCAAGGUGUGUGCCCCGGCCCCUUGCCUCACCCAUGGUAGGAGACACCACUGACCUUGAGUCUGAGCCAUGUCCUGGCACAGGAAUUCCAAGGGGACCCUGGGGCGGGGCAGGAUCUCCAGCCUGUGACAGGUGAGGAUGGCCUGGGCAAGGGGGUCUUGUUUUCUGGGUCGGGUUGGGGACCUGCAGAUACAAGGGGCUGGGACCUGGCCUUGAGACUCUCUUCAUUGUUUGGAACCCACAGGUGAUUCUGCGCCAU